Molecule: messenger RNA, 3729 nt
Organism: Pelmatolapia mariae (spotted tilapia)
Lineage: Eukaryota; Metazoa; Chordata; Actinopteri; Cichliformes; Cichlidae
Gene: stk26
Product: serine/threonine protein kinase 26
Exons: 12
Coding region: 241-1452 (403 amino acids)
Biological process (GO): protein phosphorylation; negative regulation of cell migration
Cellular component (GO): cytoplasm
Molecular function (GO): protein serine/threonine kinase activity; ATP binding
Source: RefSeq, a predicted model, not a curated record
UUGUAGUUUGUUCACUUCAGCCGCCUGCAAGUUAAACCGCCGUUCCUCUCGGAUACAGUUCCUCCACUUCGGAGUCAAACCUCUUUACCUCUUUCUCUUUCGAGAGGUUUAUUUUUAUUGUGAAGAAGCUCGACGAGGAUUUAAAAAAAAUAUAUAGAAGAAGGCAGUAGUCAAAGAAGGAGGAGAAUAAAAAGUGACAAACCUGGAGGAGGAACAGGGCGUUCAUACUUCGAAGUAACCAUGGAAGUUCCUGGUAUGCAGAGUACUCAGCUCGAUCCAGAGGAGCUGUUCACUAAAUUGGAUCGCAUUGGAAAAGGAUCUUUCGGAGAGGUCUUCAAAGGAAUCGAUAAUCGCACUCAGAGCGUCGUCGCCAUCAAAACGAUCGAUCUGGAGGAGGCCGAGGAUGAAAUCGAGGACAUCCAGCAGGAGAUCACAGUGCUCAGUCAGUGCGACAGUCCGUACAUCACCAAGUACUACGGCUCCUACCUGAAGGGAAGUAAAUUGUGGAUCAUCAUGGAGUAUCUUGGAGGGGGCUCAGCACUCGACUUGCUGCGGGCGGGUCCGUUUGAUGAGUUUCAGAUUGCCACCAUGCUGAAGGAGAUCCUGAAAGGGCUCGACUACCUGCACUCUGAGAAGAAGAUCCACAGAGACAUCAAAGCUGCCAACGUCCUGCUGUCAGAGCAGGGUCAGGUGAAGCUGGCGGACUUCGGAGUGGCAGGUCAGCUGACAGACACGCAGAUCAAGAGGGAAACCUUUGUGGGAACGCCGUUCUGGAUGGCUCCUGAGGUCAUCCAGCAGUCUGCCUACGACUCCAAGGCGGAUAUUUGGUCGCUGGGCAUCACGGCCAUCGAGCUCGCCAAGGGGGAACCGCCGAACUCCGACAUGCAUCCAAUGCGAGUGCUCUUCCACAUCCCCAAAUCUCCUCCUCCAACACUGACUGGUGAUUUCUCCAAAAGCUUCAAAGAGUUCACAGAGGCUUGCCUCAACAAGGACCCUUCUUUUCGUCCCACAGCCAAGGAGCUGCUCAAACACAAGUUCAUCGUCAAACACUGCAAGAAGACGUCCUAUCUCAGCGAGCUGAUUGACAGGUACAGGAGGUGGAAGGAGGAGGACCACAGUGACAACAGUUCAGAUGACUCUGACAGUGAAUCCAGUAAUAAGGAAAACAACGAGUCUCCAGAGUGGUCCUUCACCACCGUCCGUAAGAAGAAGCAGGACAAGUCAGAUAGCAGGACCAUCCUCAAUGGAAAUGAUCAGAUAAGUAAAUCUGCCAGUCUCACCACAGUCAUCUCCCCCGUCUUCACGGAGUUGAAGCAACAGCACAAGGAGCACUCUGAGCAGCGGCUGGCCAUCGAGGAGCUGGAACGCAACAUUCGAAUAGCUGAAGAUAUCUGUCCAGGCAUCACGGACAAGAUGGUCACGCAUAUCAUUGCCAGAUACACAACAAAUUGAAAGACGGACGGAUCGACCCAGAAAAAGAAAAAACAUGAAGAGAGAGAGAGAGAGACUGUGUUUCCUUUAUGGUGACGCUGCUGGAUGAUGAAAACGAGGCAGAUUUGCUGUGCAAUAUCUGCUCGCUGUACAUACACAUCUCAACACACACUCACACGCAUGCACGCACACACACUACCAAUGUAAUAUAUACACUAUAUUAUACAUAUACAUAUAUAUUCCCUGCUGCUGGUUGAAAACCUUUUAUCUCCCUAUGGUUAAUUUAAAAAAACAAAACAAAAAAUCCACAACAAUAACAAAAAUAAAAUCUGAUGUAUAGCUUUUAUUUCCCUUUAUAGGAUCCUGUACUUCGGUUUUUUGUUUUUGUUUUGUAUUCUUCUUGAGUUUAAUGUUUGAGGAUAAUUAAGAGACAUAUCUUAGGUCUUUAAAUACUUAAGUCAUGUUUCUGAUCUGCCUUGAUUACCAUAAUGUGCCUUAGUUCUUUUUGUUAUCAGUCAUUUUCUACAUUUUCUGCUGUCACUUGUUUUCUUAAGAGGUCUUUGUGGAAAUGGCUCACGAAGGAAAUGUAAUACCAAAGAAGGUUCUCGUCCAUCAGCAGUGGUAUGUUUUUGUGUCAUGAGUUGCCUGGAGUCUGUAGAUGUCUUUAUUCUUGUUUAGUAGCACUUGAGACAGAUGAUAUGCCAAUAUUACAUUCGUUUUUUGUUUUUGUUUUUCAGUAAUGUCUUUCAAUUACAGUUCCCUGAUCCCAGAAUUCAUUCAAGGUGGUUUCCGUUAAAGCAGUGUAGAUCCUUCAGUUUUACUGUUUUGUACAGCGACUUUCUUGAAUAUUCAAGGUGAAAAACCUCCUACUCUAAAAUGGUACAAAUGUGGGGAAUUUAUGGAACUUUUUAAUGUCCAAAUGUUCCUAAACUUUUAAAUUCCCCCAUCAAGUUUAACAGCUUAUCUCCAGUUUUGAGAGCUACCAGUCUCUGGCUAGCUUGGCUAGGUAGCUAGUUGCUUGUUAACUGGUAGGCUAGCUAUUAUUGUAGCUACCCAAAGUUGUUGGCAAGAUGUGAGUAGUUAAAAUGCUGAAAAUGGCUGCCAUGUGAGUAAGGCUGGUUUAGUUACUUUUAGUAACAAAGCCACUGGCAGCACACUACGAGAGUCUUGCUAGCUAAAUAGUUAGUAGCUUGCUAAACAGUAAGCUAGAUAGCUGUUGUUGUUACUGCCCUUCUCUAAUUAGCAGCAGUUAAGGCUUUAAUCACACAGGCUUAGAGACCAAUCGGUGACCUAGUAGAGGGGGGAAAAAAAUGUGUAGUCCCUGAUCGAUUGGCAAGUGGUUGCUGGAGUGUUCUUGCACUUGUUAGGUUCAAUGCAAACCUCCUACCAAUUGCUUUGGUUGCUAGCAGAUUGCCACAGUUGUUUGUAGUUUGUAUGGAAGAUGCAAAAAUUGUCUACACUGAUCAACUACACCAAGUGGUAAUGAAACCUUGAAAAAUGUGGUGCCAACUGGAAAUGAAGAACGUUCCUUUGUAAGUUUUGCCUUACCACUGAAACCAAUACAUUUCAUAAGGCACAUGUCCUCUGUUUCCAUUACAAUUUUUUCCAGUUUCACUACCACUGGGUGUUUGGUUAGUGUUUGCAGAUAAGUCGCCAUCUUCCAUGCAGACUGCUGGCAACCAUGGCAAGCUGCAAGUGACCGAAGCAAUCACGAGUCUUUCAGUGCAACGCACUCAAUGCAAACACUUUUAUCACUUGCCAACUGAUUAGGAGGAUACGCCUUCAUUUUUAGCAACUGGAGGUUACCAUGCAGUCACUGACCGGUCUUUUUGACUGAGGUACAGGACGUUAAAAUGAUAAAAAUGGCUGCCAUUUGGUGAGUGUAACUAUGUUUGAUAACCCACACCCAGUGAGAUUGAAGGAAUCUUUUUUUUUUUCUUUUUUUUUAAAGAAUACACGUUGACAUGUAGUUAAGACACAAAGGUCUUCCAGUGGCUGCUUCAUUAUAUGUAACAUUUUGGAAAACUUGGUAAAUUUCAGAUUGUGUCAGAAAGUUUUACGAUGUCUUCCUUAAUAGACAACAUUGGAAAGUAGCGCAGGUUUUUUCAAGGAUAUGAAGGGACCUGCAGUUGAAGGUGUUACUGAUAGUUUGUACCAAAGACACUAUAAAAUUCAGUCGCUGUAUAUUUUUUUGUUUUUUUUAUAUACAUCACAAGGGAUACAAUGCUUGUUGAGGGGUAGAUGUAAAGUGAAAGAUGUAAGAUUUUACAGCAAUGUACUCAUUUUUUGUAGCGGGAC